AUGCGCCAGGUGCAGAAGCCCGGCGGCUUAAACGGUGCGAAAACCGGCGCACCAAAGGCUGUGGAGGAGGGCCGCGAGACGGCCAAGCCAACCCACAGUGACCGUGCAUUGGAGGAAGCAGAGGCGAAAGUGCCUCUCCUUGGUUCAGAUGUGGCCGCGCCCACAAUCGGAAUCGCCAUUGGCACUCAGGUAGUUGACCGAAGUGUGAGCCCGUGGGGUACUGCUUGUGAUGGUGCCCGAGCUCUGUCAGUGAUUGGCGCAGUUUUCAUCGUUCUGCUUCUUGCUGUGAUUGCCGGUGUUGUCUUUCUGGUGAAGCCGAAUGGGACGGAGCCUUCAGCACAAAGCCUGCGAAAGGGGACGCCUGAGGCGCGACGAGAGCAUGCGCAUGAUGCGCAUGCUUCAAUGCCCCGAACGACAGUUUCCUCUGAAGCCGCGGACUCGCACGGCCAUCAGCAAAGUCUCUCCACGAGUGUGCAGAAGCAGAUCAUCGCCGCAAGCCAUGCCAGCCCGCAGCGGCUCACCACGAGCCAACCACAGGUGCACGAACACGGCCCUUCCGAAACGCGGCCAAAGCAGAUCAAGCAUGCGAAGGUCGUGCCGCCGUUUUCGACACGGAUUGGUGAGGCUGAGCAUGCUGGUGACUUCAACUGCAACGAGGAUGAGGUGUCUCAUCUGCGGUAUUGGUCUGCUGAGCACGUCGAGUACUGCUGUGUAAAUGCGGACAUUGGCUGCGAUGUGCUCCCCGCAGCUGGAGAGUGUGACAGCCCAGAUGCUCUGACUGAAUGGACCUCCUGGGCAGAUACCUGCAACAAGUGCGGUGGUGGAGUCAAGACACGACGACGCAGGUUCGCCGCUGACUUUUCUCACUGCGAAGUCAGCCCGCAGAGCAGGAGAGUGAAGUUUCUUGACACGAUGCCUUGCCAUGAAGCGAGCGUUGAAGAAUUCGUGUCAGCGUGGUCUGGAUGGGGUGACUGCAGCGUCACCUGUGACGACGGAUACCGGGAGUUUGCGAACUGUACCACGCUCACAGCGGGCACCAUGUGUGAGCCCUUCCUGGAAAGUCGACUGCUGUUCUGGAUGGAUUCACUGCCCGAGCUCGGUCAUUGCAACAAAGUUCGACGAACACGUUCUUCCUCCAGAGCCUUGGAUCCAGGACGAGAGGAGCUGAUAACUGAGUACUUUGCUCCAGGCAGAAAAAUUCUUGAGCUGCCUCUGGACAAUGGCGGGACGCUGCAGGUCACAGCUCACAAGGCUUCCGAGAGCCAGGCUCCACCUGGAGCACCCGCGGGUUCCUUUCAGGAAUGGCGCUGCCUUCGUUUCCUUCGCAGCGGAGGUCUCAUACAGAGUGUGACGAAGGUGGUCGUCUAUCCAAACGACGACCAGCUUCCACGGAUUCAAGGCCAUGUGGUGCCACUGGCCUACACCAAGUCUUUUGCCACCGUCGUCCUGGCUGCUUUGUCAGCCAUGGGUGCCCCGGUCUUGCCAAGAAAGGCCAUGAAGGCCAAGGAGCCCUUGCGCAUCCUUUGUAUUGGACUGGGUGGUGGCACUGUUCCGUCUUUCUACGCGGAGAGCCUACCUCACUGCCAGGUCGAUGUCGUCGAAUUGGAGCCUGCUGUGGUGCACGCUGCUAAGGAGGGCAUGGGCUUUCGUGAAUGGCCGAAUCUGAAGGUGUUCCUGGAGGACGGGGUCACGUUCGCACAGAAGAAGGUCCAGGAAGGAGCCCCAGACGCUGGAGUCUACGAUGCUGUUCUCGUCGAUGCAUACGAUCCAGACGGAAACGUACCUGAAGCUUUGUGGAGCAGGGGCGAGGGCUUGGUUGAAGCCCUUUCCAAUGGCCUCCUACGGCGUUGUGGCGUUGUGGCCACCAACUUUCUGCCACAUGUUGAUUUGGCAGCCCCAUUAGCGGCGUACGGCGGGGCCUUGAGUUCGCAUGGCUCCGGCAGAAGCUUUUCCAUUCAGGUCAACAAACCUGUCGACCCAGAGAAUGACUUGGAGAAGAUAUUUGAUGUUGAAGGUACAGGCAACCGUAUUGCAGUCCACAUCUGCGGAGCUCCGCCAGAACUGGCCGAGGGUCCGCUGUCAUCCCUGGAGGAUCGGCUCAAAGUGGAGGCCAAGAAGGUUGGAAUGGCAACCGGCUGUGUUUGGGACAUGCCUGACCUGGCUUGCCUCUUGCCUCGACUCGAGCGACCGUCGGUGAAGAGAGAAAGAAAGACAGAGAGACGUAGAGAUGAUAGUUAG
This is a messenger RNA of Symbiodinium sp. CCMP2592, 2238 nucleotides long. The record is from the annotation of a GenBank genome assembly. NCBI's taxonomy places the organism in Eukaryota, Dinophyceae, Suessiales, Symbiodiniaceae.